UAACGUUAGACUCAAAUUAACCAGAAUAUGUGAGCCGGUUAAUCAUGCAAGGAGCGGAUGAUCUUAUAAAAGCUUUUCUUAACCCAUUAAUCCAUUGGUUAGGUUCAUCCGAAGCGCCGAAUGUCUCGCAAAAUCAAAGUGCUGGUUAUUGGAGCGGGGAAUCGGGGGGAAAAUUAUUCUUCUUAUGCCUUACAUUUCCCAGAACGCAUGAAGGUGAUUGGCGUGGCCGAUCCUCGAGAGCUUGUCCGAAACAGACUCCAAGAAGCCCACAGGAUCCCAGAGGAGAAUGUUUUUGACGAUUGGACUGCCGCUGUGGAACGAGAAAAGUUUGCUGAUGCUGUGAUCAUAACAACUCCGGACAGACUCCAUAAGGCACCAGCAGUAGCUUUUGCGCAGAAAGGAUAUCACAUCUUGUUGGAGAAGCCCAUGGCAGUAACAGCAGAAGAUUGUGCAGAAGUAGUUCAGGCGUGUAAAAGCAACAACAUUAUCCUUGCGGUGUGCCAUGUCCUGCGUUACCAUCCUGUCACCCUGAAGAUAAAGGAACUGCUCGAUGCUGGCUUGAUUGGGGACAUCUGCCAUAUUCAACAUCUGGAACCGGUAGGAUUCUGGCAUUUUGCCCAUUCCUUUGUCCGGGGCAAUUGGAGAAAUGAAGGUGAAAGUUCUUUCUCUUUGCUGGCCAAAUCCUGCCAUGAUAUUGACCUUAUCAAUUUUUGGAUGGGGAGUAAAAGAUGUUUACACGUUUCUUCGUUUGGAAGUCUCUCCCAUUUCACAAAAGAGCACAAGCCUGAAGGAGCUGGUAGCCGCUGCUUAGACUGUUCAGUGGAAGCAAACUGUCCGUAUUCGGCUCGGAAGAUCUAUCUGGAGCGAGCAGAAUGGGGCUCAUUUAACUGGCCAGUGUCGGUCGUCUGCAGCAACGGUGGGCGCGACAUAGAAACCCUGAUGGAGGCCUUGCACCUCGGCCCGUACGGAAGGUGUGUUUACGAUUGUGACAAUGAUGUUGUUAGCAACCAGGUGGUCAAUAUGGAAUUUGAAGGCGGGGCGACUGCCGCCUUCACAAUGGUCGCUUUUACGGAAAAACUGGGGGAGAGAACGACGACGAUCUAUGGGACGAAGGGCGAACUUUCCUGCGAAGGGGAGCGAGGCCCUGUGGAGAUCUUUGACUUUCUUCAGAAAAAAAAGACCUUGGUUUCUCCCCGUAUAGAGCCGGGCAUCCCUGCUAGUUUGCAGGGUCACUAUGGCGCGGAUUACUACUUGAUCGACAGCUUCGUUUCAGCCGUAUCUGAGAAUGACCCGUCCCGAAUUCCAACCAGCCCGGAAGAGACCCUCCGGUCUCACCUCCUGGUGUUUGCGGCCGAGCAAGCUAGACGAGAAAACCGAGUUGUGGUGGUAGAAACAGGACAAGAAAACUGGUGCGCACAGCCAGCCCCGCUCCAGCCAGAGACUGGCUGCUGCUCGUUGCAAAUGAGUCCGAAAACACUUCCAGAAAUGACUGGGUAAAAACACUCUCCCUUCAACCACCCUUCUGAAGUAGCUUGCUCUGGGACGCAGGACUACAGCCCUCAUCGUCCACUCCAGCACGCACGACCCCAGGACAAUGGCCGCUAUUGUAUCAAGCUUCACCAGGGGUAGGAUGGUGAGCAAACACCAAGCGAAGGGCGUCCCCUGUUUCUAUGAUACCAGAUUACCAGCUCUCUGUAGGAAAAUGUGCAUUUGCUGGGAAAUCUUGCAAUGGAGCUGCUGCGCUUUUUACGAGGGACUUUGCAGAAAACUAAAUUGGUAAAUUUGUGGAACUUCCAGGGCCCGUCGGCCAGCCCACCUGAAUGAUUUACCGGCCGCCUUUGCACAGCAUCGACCCCAAACCUUGUGUGGUUAAUUCAGUUUUGGCUUUAAUUGCACAAACAGGCAUUCUGGCUGGGAAGCCACCGAGCCGGGUUUGCGCAGCUCUGCAUUCUGUCCGGUGCACGCCGUGAGGCGCACACAGCCUUCUCGAAGAUCGGAGCCAGCUUUUCUGGCAGUGGGGGGCCGUAAGAAUUUUGCUGGGCCGUAAGAAUCAGCGCCGGCCGGAUUUGAAGGGGCCGUAUGGUUUCGCUUCUCCAUCCGCGCGUGGGGUUUUCACACUCCGCCCAUCAGCUUUGCUGCUGUUCCUCCUUGCCAG
Candoia aspera is the source of this 2155-nucleotide messenger RNA. RefSeq lists its product as uncharacterized. The transcript is spliced from 13 exons. Gene Ontology annotation, molecular function: nucleotide binding. The record is from RefSeq and is a predicted model, not a curated record. Lineage: Eukaryota; Metazoa; Chordata; Lepidosauria; Squamata; Candoiidae. The coding region runs from base 121 to 1497 and encodes 458 amino acids.